This is a messenger RNA of Benincasa hispida (wax gourd), 1683 nucleotides long. Its product is annotated as aluminum-activated malate transporter 8-like. NCBI's taxonomy places the organism in Eukaryota, Viridiplantae, Streptophyta, Magnoliopsida, Cucurbitales, Cucurbitaceae. Gene Ontology annotation, biological process: malate transport. The record is from RefSeq and is a predicted model, not a curated record.
GUGAUACUUUUUGUUUGUCACACUCUCAAAAGCUAGCUACCAUCUUGGAUCUUCCAUCUUACUCUUACGCGUAGUUUUCUUCCAUAUAUAUAAUAAAUAUAUACCAAUCUAGACUCCAUUACCAAAUCUCAUCACAAAAAGGGAGAAAUUUUAGCACAUCUCUUUCUUCCUCCAUUGCAAAUAAAGAUUAACUUUGAGCUGCCUUGAACCAUGGAGAUGGCUAAUGACAAGAGUGAGGGAGUUUUGGCUCGUUGGGGUGAGGGACUCGAAGCAAAAUUCUCAAAGCUAAAGGCAAAGGUGAUCGAGUUAUUUAGGAAGACAAAGAAACUAGCCAAGGAUGAUCCAAGGAGAAUUGUUCAUUCUCUCAAAGUUGGCUUGGCCCUCACUUUGGUGUCCUUGUUCUAUUACUUCGAGCCUCUCUACGAUGGCCUCGGUGCAUCCGCUAUGUGGGCUAUCUUGACCGUCGUGGUUGUCUUUGAAUUCUCCGUAGGAGCAACACUUGGACGAGGAUUGAAUAGAGUUUUGGCGACAUUUUUCGCAGCGGCUUUGGGAUUUGGUGCCCAUUUUUUGGCGGAUUUGGCUGGAGAUAAAGCCCAACCUAUCAUGCUUUCGCUCUCUGUUUUCUUUCUUGCUACAAUAACGACAUUCGUGCGAUUCUUCCCUCGACUAAAGGCGAGAUACGACUAUGGCUUCCUCAUCUUCAUCUUGACCUUCUGCUUAGUAUCAGUGUCGGGAUAUAGAGAAGACGAGAUUCUUAAUGUUGCGUACAGGAGAGCUCUCACCAUUCUAAUCGGUACCUUCAUUGCCAUUCUCAUCUGCAUAUGCAUAUGCCCUGUUUGGGCUGGUGAUGAUCUUCAUUCUCUUGUCUCCAAUAACAUUGAGCUACUCGCCAACUUCCUUGAAGGUUUUGGGGGUCAAUAUUCAAAUGAAUGGAAGGAAAAUGAGGUUGUUGAAGAAUGUAAGAGUGUUUUGACAUCAAGACAAACUGAAGAGUCACUUGUUAACUUUGCAAGGUGGGAACCAGGCCAUGGCACCUUCAAGUUUCGUCACCCGUGGAAGCAAUAUCGCAAGAUUGGAAGCUUGACAAGACAAUGUGCAUAUCGACUCGAAUCUCUUAACACCUACCUUGUCACUGAAUGUCAAACCCCAUUACAUAUCCGAGACCAACUUAAGGAGUCUUGCUCAAAAAUGAGCAUUGAAUCAAGCAAAGCUCUGAAGGUCCUAGCAUCUGCCAUAAGAACGAUGACUCGACCGACGUUUCCAAAUCCCCACAUCGAGAGGUCAAAAGCAGUGGCGAAGGACCUGAAGGCAGCGCUGAAGAUCAGGCCGUGCGACAGCGGUAUGGAUCUCCUGGAGAUUGUACCGAUGGCGACUGUGGCUUCUUUGCUCAUUGAUUCCAUUUCUUGCAUUGAGAAGAUUGCAGAAUCAGUAGGUGAAUUGGCCUCACUUGCAAAUUUUAAGUGUGUGGAAGUUGGGAAAUCAGCUAGUAUGAAAUUGGAACAACAUCAGGAGCAAAAGUUGCCAACUCCAGCCAUUGUUAAUGGCCAUUGUCAUGUUGUUACUAUUGAUUAGUGAUAAAGAUAAUGCUUCUUUACCAAAUCAAUGUGUAGUUGAAAUUGUAACUUCAUUCUUAACCAUAUUGUAUAAUAAGAGAUUUAGGAACAACCAUUCAAAAUGACUAGA